UUCUGCACUGCUGUUGGGGACACAGACCAUAACAUAGAUACAAAUUUCAAAAUCUGAAUAAUAGAAAGCUGCUUUUUGAAAAUAACAUUACAGGAAGAUUUGCUUAUUUCGUAUUGAAACAACUUGAGAUCCCAGAUGUAUCACACUGGUUCUGAUAAGGACUGGAGAGCAGAGAGCUUUCUCCACAACAGCCAGUGGAGGGAAGGCUCGACUUUCACCAAGUUGAAUGGUUCCAGUCUAAAGCAAGUGAACAUAAAGAUAAUGAAUGACUGGAACUGUGGUAGGAAUCCUCUGGGCUCAAUUUUCAGUCGAUCUAUUGUGAAACUACCUGAAACCAAUGAAGACCAGUUUUUUUUGGCGGAGUUACAGAAGAGUGAGAAGAGCCCAGUGUUGCACCUGAAACGAUGUGCACUUAAAGUCAGACCACUGGAGGCAGUGAAGCCCUUGGAGAUGGGUGGCAUUUCAGAGAGAAGGACCCUCGAUGCCUGCUUGAAUGAACGUCUUGAGUGUGAGGGAGGUAUCAGACAUUUGGGUGUAGACCUUCCUAGAAGAGCAGUGGCCCAUGCUCAGGCUUCGAAGCUAGAGUUCUGGUCACAUAAGAAAGGAUUUGGACGCAAAGUAAGUAAAGUUCAGCACAAGAGUAACAGGUUAGCUGAAGGAUAUCUGAAAUCAUUGCUCCUGCAAGCCAUGUCAAAGUUCCAGGAGUUGAGAAACUUUACAGAAAAAUGGAAGUCUUGUCCUUACAAGACGACAGUAAUAGGAAAGGUGUUUUGCAUGAUCUGAACUUUAAAGUCACACAGGAGCCUAUUAAUGUAAACAUCUCACAGCUAAAACGCUCCAGAACCAAUGAAGUUAGAACAAAACUAGACAGAGUCCACUUACCUUUGCCCCUUAGUGAAAAAGACAGGGAGUCACUUUUGGAAAAUAAUUCCCACUUCAUACAUCUCCGAAAGAAG
This is a messenger RNA of Callorhinchus milii (elephant shark), 956 nucleotides long. RefSeq lists its product as uncharacterized. Bases 136 to 783 code for a protein of 215 amino acids. The transcript is spliced from 2 exons. The record is from RefSeq and is a predicted model, not a curated record. NCBI's taxonomy places the organism in Eukaryota, Metazoa, Chordata, Chondrichthyes, Chimaeriformes, Callorhinchidae.